AAGUGGAGAUUUGAUUUACAAUUAUGUAUGUUGUUGGUUUUUUUAGAUGACAUGCAUAAGGUUGGUAAGUGUCACUGUUGUACUGGGUAGAGUCAUUAAGAAAGGGGAGGGUACUAUUUAGAUGGGAAAGGAAGAGGAGGAGAACAUGGAAGAGGGUGGAGAAAUUGUUAGAUAAAGAGAAAGAGAGAAACAGAAAGGGAGUGCAGGCAAUAACAAAUGCUUCUCAUGACUUGUUGGGAUAUCUUGUUCUUAACCUUCCUGGGCAUGGAAUUCAAAAUGGAAAUAUACUACUUUGGAGAGUUUUGAGUGAUCUACAGAGACAGUCAGGGGAUUGGACAAAAAGCACUGUGAGGGUAUUUUGUAGAUAUUCUUUCUCUCACACACACACACACACACACACACUUGGACAGACCAUUCACAAGAGGACGGCAGACAACCCUCUCCCCAGCACUAAUCUCAGGAUGAUAGGGAGCUGUGUCAAAGACUUCUUCACCUACGAGACCACCAAGUCUGUGGUGGUCAAGAGCUGGACUAUUGGCAUCAUCAACCGUGUCGUCCAGCUCCUCAUCAUCACCUAUUUCAUCGGUUGGGUGUUUAUGCAUGAGAAGGCUUACCAAACAAGAGACUCAGCCAUUGAGUCAUCUGUCAUGACCAAGGUGAAGGGCUUUGGCAUGUACAAUAACCACAUUAUGGAUGUUGCAGACUAUGUCACCCCAACUCAGGGGGCCUCUGUAUUCUGUCUCAUCACCAAGCUCAUAACCACAGAGAACCAGGUGCAGGGCCAGUGCCCACAGUUUAUGUCCCCCAAAGAACGAAAAUAUAUCUGCAGCAAUGAUGAAAUGUGCCAAAAUGUAAGGUCGCCCAGUAAUGGUGUGUUGACCGGCAAGUGUGUGCCCUUCAAUGGAAAGAACAAAUCCUGUGAGAUCAAAGGCUGGUGUCCUGCUGAGAAUGAUGAGGUCAAAAUGACACCCAUGAUGGAGGUGGAAAAUUUUACAAUCUUCAUCAAGAACAGCAUUCGCUUUCCCCUUUUCAACUUUACCAAGGGUAAUAUCUUGCUCAACAUUACCGACAAGUACAUUAAAUCGUGUAAUUUUGAUCCAGUUCACCAGAGAUACUGUCCCAUAUUCAAAGUGGGUGAUGUGCUUCGAUUUGCCCAACAGAACCUCUCCAUUCUGGCCGACAAAGGAGGGGUGAUUGGAAUAAAGAUUGGCUGGGUCUGUGACUUGGACAAGUCUGAAGAUGAAUGCAACCCUACAUACUCCUUCACCCGUCUAGAUGCUGUGUCACAACAGAAUAAUGUGUCUCCCGGAUACAAUUUCAGGUUUGCCAAGUACUACAAGACGGAGAAUGGAACAGAGCACCGCACUUUAUAUAAAGCCUAUGCCAUUCGAUUUGAUGUGAUAGUUAAUGGAAAUGCAGGGAAGUUCGACAUGAUCCCUACUCUUAUUAACAUGGUUGCAGCCUUCACGUCUGUGGGUGUGGGAACUGUACUCUGUGACAUCAUUCUCCUAAACUUCCUGAAGGGAGCUGACCAAUACAAGGCCAAAAAAUUUGAAGAGAUUACAGAGGCUGAAGUUGAGAGGUCUGCCUCCAUAGAUGGCAUGUAUCGGACCAGAGAGCAAAGUCAGUUGACCAUCAGGCUGGAUGAAAAGGACUCAAAUGACUCUGGGGAUUUUUCCUUGGGGCGGUUUGCUUAACAGAUCAAAAGAACAAUACAAAAAAAUGUAUGUAGUAUUUCAGUCUUAAAUUAGCAUAGAGUGUGAAAAAUAUUUGUUUGUUUGCCCAUUUACUUGUCCACUAUAGCAAUAAAGAAAUUUAAAAUUA
Alosa sapidissima (American shad) is the source of this 1824-nucleotide messenger RNA. RefSeq names its product purinergic receptor P2X, ligand-gated ion channel, 3b (gene p2rx3b). The record is from RefSeq and is a predicted model, not a curated record. Gene Ontology annotation, molecular function: purinergic nucleotide receptor activity; ATP binding; extracellularly ATP-gated monoatomic cation channel activity. The coding region runs from base 462 to 1697 and encodes 411 amino acids. Lineage: Eukaryota; Metazoa; Chordata; Actinopteri; Clupeiformes; Clupeidae. Gene Ontology annotation, cellular component: plasma membrane; nuclear inner membrane. The transcript is spliced from 12 exons. Gene Ontology annotation, biological process: monoatomic cation transmembrane transport; response to ATP.